This is a messenger RNA of Pseudocercospora fijiensis CIRAD86, 597 nucleotides long. RefSeq lists its product as uncharacterized. The record is from RefSeq and is a predicted model, not a curated record. The transcript has 3 exons. The coding region runs from base 1 to 597 and encodes 198 amino acids. NCBI's taxonomy places the organism in Eukaryota, Fungi, Ascomycota, Dothideomycetes, Mycosphaerellales, Mycosphaerellaceae.
AUGCAGGGUCCAAGUCACGCGCCUGCACAUUUACACCUCGACAUUAACAUCUGCGCCUUCCACUUGACUUUCUUCCACGACCAACAACAUCGAUACCAAGAAGACACCCUCAACACAACCGCAACAAUGAGCGACACGUCUUCCGUCAAAGCCAUAAAGGAGUCCACCACGCGCCCGACCAGCGUGUCCGGCGGCGACACCGAGUCGGUCAUCUCUGCGCCGCAGAUUCCAGGCGCGCCGCCACCAACCCGCACCCACACUGUCGCUGGUGACCUUCCAGACUACGACUACAUCCAAGCCAAGCUGGCGAAUGCCCACCUCAGCACGCCGCCAACUUCCGUUAGAGCCGGAGAAGAUGCAGCAGGCGCCAAGCUGGGAAGCAUCACUUCGGAGGAAAGCGCAGAGUUCAUGGAGGCGAACAACUGGGCAGAGAACGCAGAGGAGGACCUUCUCAAUGCGCUUCACCGCAUCGCGACUGCCGCCAACGACGAGCACAAGGCCGACCCAAGCAAGAGCGUGGAGGAAUACUACUCAGUUCGCGUCGCCAAGGUGCUGAAGGAAGGACCGAUCAAGUUCGAUACUGAGUACUUGAAGUGA